AAAAAAAAUUCGAAAACACUAAAAUUGUCUUUGUAUUUUAUUUAUUUUUUUCUUUCUGUUUUCUAUAAUAGCGUGCGAGCGAGGAAGCGAACCCCUUCUUCUUCUUCUUCUUCUUCUUCAGCGUUAGUGGUUUUCUCUCAAAUUCGGAAUUUCAGAAGGAAAAUAAAGAUACAAACUUUUUUGUUUUUUUCUCUCCCUGUAGCUCUAUUUCUCUGUUUACUGUUUGUGUCUAUAGAAAAAUAUAAAUAGAGAGUUAGUGGAAUAGCAGUGGUUAUUUGGAAGAAAGGAGGAGGAGGAAGAAGAAGUAGAAAGUAGAGUAAUAAAGAGAAGGAUGCAAAGGAGGAAGAAGAUGAAGCAGUGCUUCACCUUCUUCUUCUUCUCAUCCUCUUGAUUUUAUAUGGCCUCUUCUCAGCACCGUUGCGUUUUUGUUGGAAAUAUACCAUAUGAUGCCACCGAGGAGCAGCUUAUAGAAAUCUGCCAGGAGGUUGGGCCUGUUGUAUCUUUCAGAUUAGUUAUUGAUAGGGAGACUGGAAAGCCAAAAGGUUAUGGAUUUUGUGAAUAUAAGGAUGAAGAGACGGCGCUAAGUGCUCGGCGUAACCUUCAGGGUUAUGAGAUCAAUGGCCGGCAGCUAAGGGUUGACUUUGCCGAAAAUGAUAAAGGUGCUGAUAGAACUCGAGACCAGGGACGGGGUGGACCUGGACUUUCUGCAAAUGUUGACCCUCAAAAACAAGUGGGUGGCCCAGCGACUCAUGGGGAAUCUGGUCAGCAUCAGCCAAUCGGACUUCAUAUAGCAAUAACUGCUGCAGCUGUCAUGGCAGGAGCUCUAGGUGGUGUUCAGCAGUCAAAUCAAAUUGGCUUGCAGGGUCAGUCUGCAUUGGCAAAUGACCCUUUAACUCUACAUCUGGCCAAAAUGUCUAGAAGUCAGCUAAAUGAAAUAAUGUCUGAGCUCAAGGCAAUGGCUACGCAAAAUAAGGAACUAGCUCGUCAGCUAUUGCUUGAUAAGCCACAGUUGCCAAAAGCACUUUUUCAGGCGCAGAUCAUGCUAGGAAUGGUGUCGCCACAGAUGUUGCAGAUGCCGAAUAUUAGGCAAGCUUCGGGUCGAUCCUCACAGCCUCCACUACAUGAUGGGCGGCCAGGUCAACUGUCUGCUGUUCAAAUUCAUCCUGGGCUACCCCCUCCAGCACAGAGUAAACUGCAGUCUGGUUUGAUGCCCAAAUUACAAGAAAGUCAAGUUUCUACUGUGCCUCAAAAUUCUUUGGUUCAUAAUCAGUUUUCUGCAUCUCCACAACCUCCUAUGCAGCCUCAAAUUCAGCUUCCAAUACAUGCAAAUCACCAUGCUUUACAACCAGCCACAUUGUCAGGGCAGUCUGUGGUUUCAACUCUUCCUCCCAUACAGCCUCAGUCAACAAGCAGUUUGUCCGUUCGGCCACAAAUUCAGGUGGCAAAUGCCUCUUCUUCGAACCAGCAAAUGCCCCAUUUACCAAAAUACCCAGGCCAGGUGGGAACUGUAAAUUUGGGGCUCAGUUCUCAGAUGGUUCAUACAAAUGCCACCUUGAAAUCUUCUCUUGUACCUCGUCCUACUUUGUCAGAUGCAGGAUAUCAGCCUGGCCCCUCAAUAUCAUCAGGUAUUUUGCAAACAAUUAACAGGGAUGCCGAUAGGCCAGCUCAAGUUGCUGAAAAUACAACUUGGGCCCACAGAAUUAACACACAUCCAAAUAUGCCUCUGGGGUUAGCUAAGCAAACAAGCAUGGUUUCUGAUCCUUUGCAAUCGAUUAAUCACCCUGCAAAAAUGAGAAAGCUGGAUGAUGGAAGGAACUCCUCUUACUCAGGGGCAAAUUUGAAUGUGUCUAAUGUUAAUGGAGCUGCAACGUCCCAAGUAUUUGGAACUGGCUCAUUGCCUGGAAACACUGCUCCUAAGCCAGAAGAAGUGCAUUCUGAAAAGCAAAUAUCUCAGCCGCAGCCUCCAUUGGACGUGGAGUCUACCCUACUGCAACAAGUUCUGAGCCUAACACCUGAGCAGUUGAGUUCACUGCCACCAGCACAACAAGAAGAAGUGUUACAGCUCCAAAAGAUGCUUCGGCGGGAGCAGAUUCAGCCAUCUUAGCAUGUAGUCACGCAAGAACAUUCUUUAGUCGGUCAGAAAACAACCCAACGUACAGCGUUGCAGGCUUCAAUCUGUUCUUUGGAAGAACGAAGCUUACUAUUCUUUCAAUCCAUUCCAAUUGCUUGUAAAAUUAAUGUUAAGAAAUGAUCCAAAUAAGGAUCUGAAAUAUGAGCACCAUUGUGUUCAUUUUAGUGUUUACGAGUAUGUGAUUAGCGUAGUCGGAUAAAUGGGUUAGAGGAAUAGGAAAAUUUUGUGCGAUCCACUUCUUUGUUGUGACAUUUAAAAUUUCUUCUCAUAGGAUUUUUCUUAGAAUCAUCACUUUGGGAAAUCAUCUUUUGUUUAUCCUUUUUUGACUCCUACAAUGUCUUAUUUGUGUGAGAUAAAAUAAAACGAGACUGCAGAUUUCUCUUA
Ziziphus jujuba (common jujube) is the source of this 2515-nucleotide messenger RNA. Its product is annotated as cleavage stimulating factor 64. Gene Ontology annotation, molecular function: mRNA binding. Lineage: Eukaryota; Viridiplantae; Streptophyta; Magnoliopsida; Rosales; Rhamnaceae. The coding region runs from base 398 to 2104 and encodes 568 amino acids. Gene Ontology annotation, biological process: mRNA 3'-end processing. Gene Ontology annotation, cellular component: mRNA cleavage and polyadenylation specificity factor complex. The record is from RefSeq and is a predicted model, not a curated record. The transcript is spliced from 10 exons.